Perca fluviatilis (European perch) is the source of this 2951-nucleotide messenger RNA. It is a transcript of the gene gga3a, whose product is annotated as golgi associated, gamma adaptin ear containing, ARF binding protein 3a. NCBI's taxonomy places the organism in Eukaryota, Metazoa, Chordata, Actinopteri, Perciformes, Percidae. Gene Ontology annotation, cellular component: trans-Golgi network. Gene Ontology annotation, biological process: intracellular protein transport; vesicle-mediated transport. Gene Ontology annotation, molecular function: ubiquitin binding; small GTPase binding; phosphatidylinositol binding. The transcript is spliced from 17 exons. The coding region runs from base 59 to 2377 and encodes 772 amino acids. The record is from RefSeq and is a predicted model, not a curated record.
GUCCGACAGCACAUGAAGGCAGCAGGAGUCACGCGUUGUUUGCCUUCAGAGUGCAAAUAUGGCGGACGACGGAGAAUCGCUGGAGUCCUGGCUUAACAAAGCCACCAACCCUUCCAACAGACAGGAAGACUGGGAGUAUAUAAUGGGAUUCUGUGACCAAAUCAAUAAAGAACUGGAGGGCCCACAAAUAUCCGUUAGACUGUUGGCUCACAAGAUUCAGUCCCCUCAGGAAUGGGAGGCGAUACAAGCAUUAAUGGUUCUCGAGGCUUGUAUGAAGAACUGCGGGCGACGGUUUCACAAUGAAGUUGGGAAAUUUAGGUUUUUAAAUGAGUUAAUUAAGGUGGUUUCACCCAAAUAUUUAGGAGACAAAGUAUCAGAGAGAGUGAAGACAAAAGUGAUCGAGAUGCUGUACAGUUGGACUGUGUCUUUACCAGAUGAAGCAAAGAUCUUUGAAGCAUAUGAGAUGUUAAAGUCACAGGGUAUUGUUUUAGUUGACCCAGAAAUUCCUCUUGAUGCUACAUUAAUACCAUCGCCUUCUCCGCGACCCAAGAAUCCUGUGUUUGAUGAUGAGAAGAAGAGCAAGAGAUUAGCAGAGCUGCUGAAGAGCAAAAAGCCUGAAGAUCUGGAAGAGGCCAAUCGGCUCAUCAAGAACAUGGUCAAGGAGGACGAGGUGAGAAUGCAGAAAGCGACAAAGCAAAAAAGCACACUGGAGGCGGUCAACAACAGUGUCAAACUCCUUAAUGAGAUGCUUGCUCACUUCAGCCAGGACGACUCCACGGACGGAGACAAGGAGAUCAUAAGGGAGCUGUAUGGAGAUUGCGACAAGCUGAGGCAAACUGUAGUUCAGCUCGCUACUGAGACUGAGGAUAAUGACAGCAGCUUGGGAGACAUCCUGCAGGCCAGUGACGACCUCUCCCAUGUCAUUAAUUCCUAUAAGAAGAUUGUGGAAGGACAGAUCGUCAAUGGAGGGACGGAAGCAGCACAACAAACGCAAUCAUCAGUCAGACAAGGUCGCACAAACCAGUCAGAGAUUCUGAUUGACCUGGCGGGUCUGGACAUUCAGAGCGUCUCUCUACCAGGGCAGCAGCCCCCAACAUCUUCUCGGUCUAUUCCUGCUGACCUGCUGUGUGGGUCUGCUGCCACUGACCCUCAGUCCCACAGCCCCAGCGUACCCUCUGCAGCACUCUCUCUGCUGGAUGAAGAGCUACUAUCUUUAGGCCUCAACGAACCCGCUCCCAUUCCAAAUAAAUCACCACGUGUAAACCUGAGCAAUCAUUUGCCAUCUUUACAGGAUUUCAGUCAAGAUUUAGAUUUUUUUGAAACCACUUCGCCUUCGGUUUCUGCGUUCUCUACAUCUUCACUUUAUCCAGACGGGCUUUCUGUGACAGUAGCCCCAGUUAGCUCAGCCAAGUCUUCUACAGCUGCCUCUGCCUUAAGCUUCCCUGGCCCCGUCUUGGCCACGCCUCCGACUUCUACAAGAUCUGUCUCAGCAACAUCAGUUAUAUUCCCUCAGCCCCUCAGCUCAGUAUUGACCACCACGGCUCCAGCGGCUCUUCCUCAGGCAUUCAGCAUGGCCUCGCCUGCUUCUUCAGCCACCCCUGUCACUCAGCAACAGGUCUCCACUUCACCUGGAGCGUCCCACACCACUUUAACUUCUCUGAGUCACAAUCUGCAAGACCUUGCCAUGCUGGAUCUGGGCAGUCCUAAAAUUACACAUGGUGUGAUUGACUUUGGCAGCUUUCUGGGCAAGAGUGAGGAUCUGCUCGCUCCUGCUACCCUAUCUUCCGGUCUAUGUGUCGCCUCCACAACAUCCACCUCACUGCUCCUAGGAGGGUCCACUCCCCCCCCUGCCAAGAGUCAGGCAGAUGACAGCCCUCUGUUACGCUCUCUGUCCCCCAUCCUCCCUCUGAGCCAGGCCAGCCCAGGCAAGGGACAAGAGGUGUCCCUGGCCAAUGUUGUUGUCCCUUUAGAUUCCAUCAAGCCAAGUAAAGUGUGUCCUGUGACAGCAUAUGACAAAAACGGUGUCCGUGUUCUGCUGCAUUUUGCCACCGACUGUCCAGCAGGCAGACCUGAUGUACUGGUGAUGGUUGCGUCCAUGCUGAACACUGCCCCGCUGCCUGUCAGGAACAUAGCGCUGCAGGCUGCUGUGCCCAAGACAAUGAAAGUGAGACUGCAAUCCCCCUCAGGCUCAGAGCUGGCUCCUUUUAACCCAAUCCUUCCCCCUGCUACCAUCACUCAGGUCAUGCUGCUUGCCAAUCCUCUCAAGGAAAAGGUUCGGAUGAGAUACAAACUGACAUUUACUCUGGGAGAGCAGCCACACUCAGAAGUGGGGGAGGUGAAUGAGUUUCCGCCUACUGACAGAUGGGGGGCUCUAUAGCCCUGCCUGUUGAAACUAGAUGUAUUUAACAGUUUAGUUUGUCAGUGCAGUUCAGAGGUCAAGAGAAAGCGCAGAAUUGGGAAACUUGAAUGGACUUUAAAGGAGUUUUUCUGAUUGAGAUGUUUGAUUUUAUUAGACAACUUCAUUUAAAAACGACACCAGCUCAACCAGGAAGUGAGUGCUUGCAUAAAAGGACAAGUCAGGAUAACAAAAUAAAGCCCUCAGGCUUAUUUUCCUUGCGGUCCCUUGACUUUGGCCUCCUGAAGUAUCCAAAGUCCUGUAGUGUACAUCCAACUUAAACUUUAUUACAGUGCCAGAUGUUGUCUGUGUGGUGCAGUAUUAAAUGGUGUGAAAUGCUUGAAUGUGGAUGAUGGUUAUGUGGGAAAAUCAUUGGUUAUUAUUGGCGUUUUUCCAUUACAUGGUACCUGCUCGACUCAACUCGACGCACUGUGCGUCAGUUUUCCAUUGCAGAUUUUACUACCGCCUCAGCGUGGCUGGUCGUCAUAGCGACUGCCGUGGGCGUGGCUUGGUAGCGGUGCAUUUCCCCCGUCCCGACUCAUUUCCUGGUUCUUCG